UUCAUUGAUAUUAAGUCGGUUAAUUAACCCAAAACUUCAUGGCCUUGAAAACACUUAUGUUGGUUUGUCUCUUGGUUGCUGCAAUGGCAUUGAUACCUCCAAUUGCUGAAGCUCAACUAGGUGGCCUCAUUAGCGGCCUCCUUGGCUUGAUUAGGAUCCAAGGAACUGUAUUUUGCACUGUCGAUGGCAACAUGGGUGUAAACGGCACUGCAACCCCAGUUUUCCCUUAUGCAUUGGUGCAACUUCAGUGUGGUGGAAACGUGGUUUCGAGUUCAACAACAAAUGGAUCUGGCAUAUUCUCCAUAUUAUUAGAUCCAUUGCAAUUCCUUGUCCCUUCAUUGAUCAACAAUUGCAACUUAGCCGUAAAAACUCCUCUCUCCAAUUGCAAUACCUCCCUUCCAUCCAUCGGGGGAUUGUCUUCAACCUUACAAGUCGUCGGAAGCACCGUUGCUGGACUCUUGAACAUCACCAACAUCAUCCCUACCGGGUUCGGGUUUUUACGAGCAUGAUAAAACUCGAAAACUAGAACAAGAACAUCCAUUGAACAAGUGAUAAAUAAGGUGGUCGUUUUGAAUGUUGAAUGUGGCUAUAGCGUCGCUCUUUGUCGAAUAAUUAUUGUUGGCUUAUAAUUGAUACAAACGUGGGGCUAUAACAAUGUCUGUAAUUCUUAAUAAAACUUACAUUUUGUCAUGUAAGUAAAGUCCCAAUGUAAUCUUGCUAUGUUUCGAUAAAUAAAUAAAGUUGUGUUUGAUAAUA
Gossypium raimondii (Peruvian cotton) is the source of this 756-nucleotide messenger RNA. Its product is annotated as phylloplanin. The coding region runs from base 39 to 509 and encodes 156 amino acids. The record is from RefSeq and is a predicted model, not a curated record. The transcript is spliced from 2 exons. NCBI's taxonomy places the organism in Eukaryota, Viridiplantae, Streptophyta, Magnoliopsida, Malvales, Malvaceae.